Molecule: messenger RNA, 2412 nt
Organism: Trichechus manatus latirostris (Florida manatee)
Lineage: Eukaryota; Metazoa; Chordata; Mammalia; Sirenia; Trichechidae
Gene: MCRS1
Product: microspherule protein 1
Exons: 16
Coding region: 475-2016 (513 amino acids)
Biological process (GO): positive regulation of transcription by RNA polymerase II
Cellular component (GO): MLL1 complex; Ino80 complex; NSL complex
Molecular function (GO): protein binding; G-quadruplex RNA binding
Source: RefSeq, a predicted model, not a curated record
UCCACCUGAGGUCUUUCCUUUCCCUUUCUCCGAGGCCGAACUGCCUCUCUGGAGCCUAUAACCCUUGACAUUUCCCUACAUGCUGUCCAAACUGGGAAAGCCUUUACUUUUAGGCUAUUAGCAAAAUGGUGACACUCUCACUACCAUGGGUACUCCUCCUUCACGCGGAACUAACCGGAAGAGAUUGUCUAGCGCCUAAUUCGUAGACCCGGAAGUAGAUGUAGCUCACGGAAGCCGGCUUUGGCCCUGCGGCUACUGCCGUCGCCGCGGAGAGAUUGUUGGACCUGGCAGCCUAGGAAUGUUUGGUCUGGAAGGGGAAAAGUGGUGCAAUUGAACUGAGUGAGCAGCUAAGGAAAAGAAAAAAACUCGCCUCUCAGCCUCUACGCUCACCUGGUCAGAAUCCUUGGAUGAGCCUGUGGGACCCUUCUUCCUGGCCCUGUGGUUUGGAACCAGUGGCUUUGGGACUGUAAAAGGAUGGACAAAGAUUCUCAGGGGCUGCUAGAUUCAACCCUGAUGGCAUCGGGCGCUGCCAGCCGCUCAGAGGAUGAAGAGUCGCUGGCAGGGCAGAAGCGGGCCUCCUCUCAGGCCUUGGGCACCAUCCCUAAACGGAGAAGCUCCUCCAGGUUCAUCAAGAGGAAGAAGUUUGAUGAUGAGCUAGUGGAGAGCAGCCUGGCCAAGUCCUCUACUCGGGCAAAGGGGGCCAGUGGGGUGGAACCUGGCCGCUGUUCAGGGAGUGAACCCUCUUCUAGUGAGAAGAAGAAGGUAUCCAAGGCCCCCAGCACUCCUGUGCCUCCCAGUCCAGCCCCGGCGCCUGGACUCACCAAACGUGUGAAAAAGAGCAAACAGCCACUUCAGGUGACCAAGGAUCUGGGCCGCUGGAAGCCUGCAGAUGACCUCCUGCUCAUCAAUGCUGUGUUGCAGACCAACGACCUGACAUCUGUCCACCUGGGUGUGAAGUUCAGCUGCCGCUUUACUCUUCGGGAAGUCCAGGAGCGCUGGUACGCUCUGCUGUACGAUCCUGUCAUCUCCAAGCUGGCUUGCCAGGCCAUGAGGCAGCUGCACCCAGAAGCCAUUGCAGCCAUCCAGAGCAAGGCCCUGUUUAGCAAGGCUGAGGAACAGCUGCUGAGCAAAGUGGGAUCGACCAGCCAGCCCACCUUGGAGACCUUUCAGGACCUGCUGCACAGACACCCUGAUGCCUUCUACCUGGCCCGGACUGCCAAGGCUCUGCAGGCCCACUGGCAGCUCAUGAAGCAGUACUACUUGCUGGAGGACCAGACAGUGCAGCCGCUGCCCAAGGGGGACCAAGUACUCAACUUCUCCGAUGCAGAGGACCUGAUAGAUGACAGUAAGCUCAAGGACAUGCGAGAUGAGGUCCUGGAACAUGAGCUGACGGUGGCUGACCGGCGCCAGAAGCGAGAGAUUCGGCAGCUGGAGCAGGAACUGCACAAGUGGCAGGUGCUAGUAGACAGCAUCACAGGCAUGAGCUCUCCAGAUUUCGACAACCAGACGCUGGCAGUGCUGCGGGGCCGCAUGGUGCGGUACCUGAUGCGUUCCCGAGAGAUCACCCUGGGCAGAGCAACCAAGGAUAACCAGAUUGACGUGGACCUGUCUCUGGAAGGUCCAGCCUGGAAGAUCUCCCGGAAGCAAGGUGUCAUCAAACUGAAGAACAAUGGUGAUUUCUUCAUUGCCAAUGAGGGCCGGCGGCCCAUCUACAUUGAUGGACGGCCUGUGCUGUGUGGCUCCAAAUGGCGCCUCAGCAACAACUCUGUGGUGGAGCCUUCUUGCACAGAUCGCCAGCCUACGAUUCGUCUUCCUCAUCAACCAGGACCUCAUCGCCCUCAUCCGGGCCGAGGCUGCCAAGAUCACACCGCAGUGAGGGAUGGUGGCAGACUCCUGGGCCCUAGCUGGCCUUGGUUUCCCCUGCCCUUCCAGAUCCUUCAGCUGGGAACUGAGGCUCCUGGAAAAGCCUGCCCAGAGUUGGCAGCAGAAGACCCAACUGCUAGCCCAUGGAUUUGAGCCUUUGGGGGAGGGUGGGGCUGGCCAUUGGGAAGCCAGGCAGAGGCUGGGACCCUCCAGCUUCCCUAGAGCCAGAACCCCUCCCCCUCCUCCUCUGCAGACAGCCCUUUAUCUCUUCCCCAGAGAUUUCCACCUCCACUCCUGUGUCUCCAGCUAAUUAGCUUCAGACUUUUCCUUUAUUUUUUCUUUCUUGUAAAUAAAAAGCACUGAGUUCCAAAGGUAGUUUCUUUUAUUAUUAUUUUUUUCAAUAUAAAAAAAAUGUGGGGACAGGUGGAGGCAGGGGCACAUGCAGGAGAUGGCAGAACCCCUCCUUGGCCUCAGACCUCAGCCCCCAGCCCCCAGAGUAAGGGAGGAGGUCAGGGGAACAGGCUGAGAAGGAGCCCAGGCGUAGGACCC